AUGUAUAAACUGUUCGUAAUCGCCGCUGUGCUGGGGCUCGCUUCUGCUAAAGCCAACUAUGGCUCGCCCGUGCCCGUGACAUCUUCGUCGGUCGCAGUAGCAUCACCAUCAGGGGUCGUGUCUGCACCUGUACCCUACUCUUCAUCAGUAGCUUACCCUUCACCAGUGGCCUACUCCUCACCAGUAGGUUUCUCCUCACAAGUCGGCUAUUCAUCACCAGUUGGCUAUUCGUCACCAGUCGCUUACUCUUCACCAGUGAGCUACUCGUCACCAGUAAGCAACCCUUCACCAGUAGCCUACUCGCAACCAAUAGGCUAUUCGUCACCAGUUGCGUACUCGGGCCCUGCUGUGGGUGUUAGCUCUCGUUCCGCGUAUUCUGCUCCAGUUUCGGCGGUUGCUUCCUCCGUCGCCUACUCCGCGUCAGCAGCAUCCGCACCAGUGUCGCCCAUUGCCUACUCUGCCCCUGUUUCCUACCCAAGACCCGUUGUAUCAUCUGUACCUGCAGCGGUUCCUUAUUCUGCUCCAGCCGUUAACCCUGUAGCUUACUCUGCUCCCGCUGUCUCUUACGCUAAGCCUAUUGUGUCCGUUUCACCACAAAUUAGCUCCCUUGGUUACCCAUCUUACCCUACACCGUUUUCUUAUGCUGGAUAUUCUCCAUAUUAUACUGGUUACCCUGCGUAUAACUAUGGCUUUGGUUACAACUACCCAUCCUACUACUGGAAGAAACGUUAAGAAUCACCAAAU
Messenger RNA from Achroia grisella, 744 nucleotides. Its product is annotated as cuticle protein 16.5-like. The transcript has 2 exons. The record is from RefSeq and is a predicted model, not a curated record. The coding region runs from base 1 to 732 and encodes 243 amino acids. Lineage: Eukaryota; Metazoa; Arthropoda; Insecta; Lepidoptera; Pyralidae.